AUGACAAUCGCACUGGCUGGCGGCACAAGCAGCAUUGGUCGAUCCAUCGUUGACGGCCUCACCGAACAGGGACGUAAUGACUUUAUAAUCUUUAGUCGUACUACCCAUCCUACUUUACAAACACAUGUCGUUGAUUACACAGACGUGGAUAAGUUAAUACACGAGUUGGAACAGCUGCGCAUUGAGGUGGUCAUCUCCGCGCUCUCCAUCAACGACGAGUCUAGCGGCAGAGCCCAGCUCAACUUGAUUGAGGCAGCCCGUCGCUCUCGGUGUGUGAGGCGGUUUGUCCCAAGCGAAUAUGGUGGCAUAGACUAUGCGCCAGACCCUGAAAUCCGCCAUGUCAAACCGUAUCUUUACAAAGUCGAGGCAUCCAAGGCGCUCGAGGCCAGUGGUCUUGAGUAUGCUCGCAUAUCGAACGGUUUCCUCCUUGACUAUUGGUCUGCGCCACGGCUCCCAUCUCAUCUUGGGGAGCUUUUUGUCAUGUGGGUGGACAUUCCAAACAAUUUUGCCGCCUUGCCGGGUGAUGGAAGCGCCGCGAUAGUUGUCACGCAUUCGCGGGAUGUCGGAAGGGCGGUAGCACGGCUACUGAGUCUGACUCGAUGGGAGCCGAGGUAUUGCGUUAUUGGCAACCGUCUCACGAUGAACGAGAUUGUCCAAAUGGCCGAGGAGAUCAAGGGUGAGAAGUUUUCAGUCAAUUAUGACUCUGCCGACCGGUUGCGGGAAGGACAUAUCACUCUCACACCUAGACUGCGUGAAUAUGCCGGUAAGCAAGAUGAUAGGACAAGGAAAGAAUUAACCAAGAGCUGGGCAACGACGAGUUUACGUUUGCUUGAAGGCCAUUUGGACUAUGAGUAUGAACAAAGCCUGAACAAGAUAUUUCCGGAUAUGGGAUUCAUCACCAUCCGAGACGCCAUUGAGGCUUGGAAAGAUUAG
Messenger RNA from Fusarium vanettenii 77-13-4, 933 nucleotides. RefSeq lists its product as uncharacterized. The record is from RefSeq and is a predicted model, not a curated record. Lineage: Eukaryota; Fungi; Ascomycota; Sordariomycetes; Hypocreales; Nectriaceae. The coding region runs from base 1 to 933 and encodes 310 amino acids. The transcript is spliced from 2 exons.